ACAGAGGGAUGGACAGAGGGCCGGGGGGGGUCGGGGGAAGGGCGGGAGAUGGGGGACGGUGGAUUGUGGGGGGGUUGAGGGGUGCUGGAGGCGAAGGGGGCGGCCCGGGGCUCCCCCGCCCCCCCGGAAUCCCCCCGCUAAAAUGUGGAAAAAAUGACGCCACCACCCUCCCCGCGGUGACAUCAGCCCGGCGAGGGGCGCGGAUUGGCUGGCGGCGGCCCGGGCCCGGGGGGGGCUCCGCGCCCUCCGCCGACUUUUAAAAGUGGCGGCGGCGGCGCCGGGUCGGGACCGGGACCGAGCGACCCCGGAGGGACCGACCCGACCCGACGGCACCGAGCGGAGCCGAGCCGAGCCGGGACAGGCCCAGACCGGGGCGAACCGACCGGACCCACCGGGACCCACCGGGCCCCUCCCGCACCGAGCCCAUGUCCAACGCGCACUUCAACCGCGGGCCGGCCUACGGGCUGUCGGCCGAGGUGAAGAAUAAGCUGGCGCAGAAGUAUGACCCACAGCGGGAGCGGGAGCUGCGCGCCUGGAUCGAGGGGACAACCGGCCGCCGCAUUGGGGAGAGCUUCAUGGAUGGCCUCAAGGACGGCGUCAUCCUCUGCGAGCUCAUCAACAAGCUGCAGCCCGGCUCCGUGCAGAAGGUGAACGAACCUGUCCAGAACUGGCACAAGCUGGAGAACAUCGGGAACUUCCUGCGGGCCAUCACGCGCUACGGGGUGAAGCCCCAUGACAUCUUCGAGGCCAACGACCUCUUCGAGAACACCAACCACACGCAGGUCCAGUCCACCCUCAUCGCCCUUGCCAGCCAGGCCAAGACGAAGGGGAACAACGUAGGUUUGGGGGUGAAGUACGCGGAGAAGCAGCAGCGGCGCUUCCACCCCGAGAAGCUGCGCGAAGGCAGGAACAUCAUCGGCCUCCAGAUGGGCACCAACAAGUUCGCCAGCCAGCAGGGCAUGACGGCCUACGGGACGCGGCGGCACCUCUACGACCCCAAGCUGGGCACGGACCAGCCCCUGGACCAGGCCACCAUCAGCCUCCAGAUGGGCACCAACAAGGGCGCCAGCCAGGCGGGGAUGACAGCACCGGGGACGAAGCGGCAGAUCUUCGAGCCGGCGCUGGGCAUGGAGCGCUGCGACACGAUGACCAUCGGGCUGCAGAUGGGCAGCAACAAGGGGGCCUCGCAGCAGGGCAUGACGGUGUACGGGCUGCCGCGGCAGGUCUACGACCCCAAGUACUGCGGUGGCCCCGAGCUGCUGGGCGAGGACGGCCUCAACGGCCUCUACAACUCCCAGUAGCCGCCGGCCGGCGGCCGCUUGCACCGCAACUGCCCUGCCUCGCGCAGGGCCGCACCGCACCGGCCUCACCGCGGCCCCGCGGGGCCGGCUCGGCCGGGGGGGGCUCGGCCACACCGCCGCCAACGCCUCCCCUUCCCGUGUGAAGCCACCGAGGCACAAUAAAAG
Messenger RNA from Chroicocephalus ridibundus (black-headed gull), 1466 nucleotides. RefSeq names its product calponin 1 (gene CNN1). The transcript is spliced from 7 exons. The record is from RefSeq and is a predicted model, not a curated record. Bases 426 to 1301 code for a protein of 291 amino acids. Gene Ontology annotation, cellular component: actin cytoskeleton. Lineage: Eukaryota; Metazoa; Chordata; Aves; Charadriiformes; Laridae. Gene Ontology annotation, biological process: actin filament organization; actomyosin structure organization. Gene Ontology annotation, molecular function: actin filament binding.